Molecule: messenger RNA, 1143 nt
Organism: Astyanax mexicanus (Mexican tetra)
Lineage: Eukaryota; Metazoa; Chordata; Actinopteri; Characiformes; Acestrorhamphidae
Gene: rpsa
Product: ribosomal protein SA
Exons: 8
Coding region: 141-1079 (312 amino acids)
Biological process (GO): cytoplasmic translation; ribosomal small subunit assembly
Cellular component (GO): 90S preribosome; cytosolic small ribosomal subunit; ribosome
Molecular function (GO): laminin receptor activity; structural constituent of ribosome
Source: RefSeq, a predicted model, not a curated record
CAUCUGAUUGGUGGGCUACUGGGCUACAAAACUGACGUCAUGUCCCUUACCCGCCCUCUUUUUGCCGUGGUGCGCUGAUCUCCAUACGGCGUUGUCUCGUGCUCUCCCAAUAAACUCGUUACACAGGGAAAGUGGUUACGAUGUCCGGAGGUCUAGAUGUCCUUCAGAUGAAGGAGGAGGAUGUGCUGAAGUUCCUCGCUGCAGGAACCCAUCUUGGUGGAACCAACCUGGACUACCAGAUGGAGCAUUAUGCAUACAAGAGAAAGAGUGACGGCAUUUACAUCAUCAACCUUAAGAAGACUUGGGAAAAGCUUCUGCUGGCUGCACGUGCCAUUGUUGCCAUUGAGAACCCUGCAGAUGUCUGCGUCAUUUCCUCCAGGAACACAGGCCAGAGGGCUGUUCUGAAAUUUGCUUCUGCCACCGGAGCCACCACCUUUGCUGGGCGUUUCACCCCUGGAACCUUCACCAAUCAGAUUCAGGCUGCCUUCAGGGAGCCCCGUCUCCUGAUUGUGACUGACCCCCGUGCUGACCAUCAGCCUCUGACCGAAGCUUCAUACGUAAACAUUCCCACCAUUGCUCUCUGCAACACUGACUCUCCUCUCAGAUACGUUGAUAUUGGCAUCCCCUGCAACAACAAGGGUCCCCACUCUGUCGGUCUGAUGUGGUGGAUGUUGGCCCGUGAGGUUCUAAGGAUGCGCGGUACCAUCUCUCGGGAGCACCCCUGGGAGGUCAUGCCUGAUCUUUACUUCUACAGAGACCCAGAGGAGAUUGAGAAGGAGGAGCAGGCUGCUGCCGAGAAGGCUGUCAGCAAGGAUGAGUUCCAGGGUGAAUGGACCGCUCCCGUUGCUGAUUUCGCUCAGCCCGAGGUUGCCGAUUGGUCUGAUGGUGUGCAGGUGCCUUCAGUGCCCAUUCAGCAGUUCCCUGCUGCCAUUGAAGCGGCUGCACCUGCUAAGGCUGCUGCCCCAACUGCUGAGGUUUUCGCUGAGGACUGGAGUGCUCAGCCUGCCACCGAGGACUGGUCUGCUGCCCCCACUGCUCAGGCUGGAGAAUGGGGUGGCGCUACUGCCGACUGGUCAUAAAUGACUAUUUGCAGCUCAGAGCUCUGUUUGUGUCUGAGGAGUCAAUAAACCUGAGUUGUUUAAA